Torulaspora delbrueckii is the source of this 588-nucleotide messenger RNA. RefSeq lists its product as uncharacterized. The record is from RefSeq and is a predicted model, not a curated record. The transcript has a single exon. Lineage: Eukaryota; Fungi; Ascomycota; Saccharomycetes; Saccharomycetales; Saccharomycetaceae. The coding region runs from base 1 to 588 and encodes 195 amino acids.
AUGCCAGUACUUAGAGUACUUACAAGGCUGGGUCCCAGCCCCUUUGUGCGUCAGUGCGUUAGUCUGUUAGUUGUGGAUUCACCUGGGCGAGCCCUAAACUCUCGGCGCUCUCGGGCUCUUGAAACUCCCUGUAAUUUCUCGAGGCGCAGCCCGAAAACACCGCGCAAUGCGCGACAGAAUUUGCGUCGAUUAUAUAAGCAGUCGGUAGCUCCGUUCUCUUCCCUUUUGCCUAACGCAUUCUUUAUCGUUUCCAAGAACUGCUCACGAACAGACAAACAAACUAUACACAGAAUAAUGUCCACUGCUCCUAACACUACUGAAACCGCUCCUGCUCCAGUCGCUGGUCAAUCUCCAGUCGCUGCCGUCGAGCAAACUGCUGCUACUGUCGAAGCUAAUGCUUCUGACGCUCCAGCUGCUACCACUACUACUGGUGCUGCUGAAAAGUCUGCUACCGCUGCUGUUGAACAAACUGCUGCCAAGGCCGGAGAGACUGCUAAGCCAGCUGAAAAGAAGACUCAAGAAACCAAGAAGGAAUCUCAAGGCUUUGUCAAGAAGUUCACUUCUAAAUUGAAGUCUCUAUUCCAGUAA